Molecule: messenger RNA, 1614 nt
Organism: Aspergillus oryzae RIB40
Lineage: Eukaryota; Fungi; Ascomycota; Eurotiomycetes; Eurotiales; Aspergillaceae
Product: putative C6 transcription factor
Exons: 1
Coding region: 1-1614 (537 amino acids)
Biological process (GO): regulation of transcription by RNA polymerase II; DNA-templated transcription
Cellular component (GO): nucleus
Molecular function (GO): DNA-binding transcription activator activity, RNA polymerase II-specific; RNA polymerase II cis-regulatory region sequence-specific DNA binding; zinc ion binding
Source: RefSeq, a predicted model, not a curated record
AUGUUCCAGGCGGAAAGUCACAGUCAUGACAAAAUCGCUGAGAAGGUCCUCGAAUGCAAACAGCUCGCUCGGGACGUUAAGAAGAAACGUCCAAGUAGAGGAUGUCUCCCGGCUAAUCUCUAUCGAUCCUUUCCCGACCGACGCGUGAUGGAUGAACUGAUUGAGAUCUAUUUUGCUACCUUCGAAUCGUGCUACCGUAUUCUGUACGCCCCCUCGUUCCGAGAGGACUACAGGAGCUAUAUAAACCAUCCAGAAUCAGCAAGGGGUCCUCUCCUGUUACAGCUUGCUCUUCUCAUGGCCCUGACCGGUACAUUACACCGAGAUGUAAAUAUCCGCAGUGAGAUGAUGAGUAAAGCCUCCACGUGGAUCCAUAUUGCUCAGACAUGGCUUUCUGCACCAUUGGAAAAAGACCGCUUGACAUUGGAGGGCAUCCAACUCCAUUGUCUACUACUCCUUGCACGUCAGGUAAGUCGAAUAGGAGCCGACUUGGUAUGGAUCUCUGCAGGCUCCCUUGUAAGAAUAGCCAUGCAGAUGGGCUUACAUCAAGAUCCCGAUUGUCUUGAGGAGAUGAGCAUAACACAGAAGAAGAUUCGACGGAGACUGUGGUACACUAUUCUAGAGAUUAAUGUGCAGUCGGCACUAGAUUCGGGCAUGGUACCCAUGAUUACAGAUAUAGACUACAAUACCCAGCCGCCAUCUAUCGCCAUUAACGGCGAGGCACAAGACAACACACAAGUAAAUACUUCAAAUGGGAUGUCCUUUCAGCAUCUAUUGGCAAAAUCAUUACCUCUCAGAUUGCGCGCGACCAGAGUCAUCAACAAUCUACAGGACGAACCAUCAUACGAUGAGGUUCUGGCCCUUGGAGAUGAACUAGCCUUGGAAUGUGGCAAGGCUGCCAUGGCAAUUGAGCACGAUGUCUCCGACACAGACACACGUUCUGUGAGCUUUGCAUCCAGCUUCUGCAACCAUCUCCUUCGUCGCUUUCCGCUGUGCCUUCAUUACCGGUAUGCGGUCAAGGCCAAGAAAAAUCCGAUUUAUUGUUACUCCCAGAAAGCUUGCCUUUCGGGCGCCCAGAGCCUAUUAUUACUUCUUGAAGAUGAUAUGUAUCACCGUCUUCUCCUCACCGGUGGUGGUAUGUUUCGUGAUCUCAUCACCUGGGGAGCAAUGUUUAUUUUUCUCGAGUUAUGCCCGGAGCCCGAUGCAGACAUGUCGAUGUUUGCAAGGAAGACUAACCGCGCCCGCAAUCAACCAUUGCUACAAGAUGCUCGUCGUGUGGUGCAGUACGCAAGAGACAGAAUGUGGAACGGGGAAACGAAUGUUAAAGUCUACGUCUGCCUCAGCAUGAUGAUGGCCCAGGCCGAGGCUCGUCUGGGCGGCUUGCCUGUAAAGGAUGCCAUUACGAAGGCUCUGCACGAGAGUCUUGGUGAAUGCCAUAGUCUUUUGAAGGCUAUGGCUGCUGAUUCUUCCGUCAGUACAACGGAUCCGGUUCUGGAUUCAUGGGCAUCCAGCGGCCUGAUGAUGCCUUUAUUUGCUGAUUUGGAUGCCGAUUUUGACUUUUUGGGUGACGGAAACGUUGAUAUGAGCUUCCUAGACACUUGCUUUGAUCUGCAGUGA